GCGGCGGCGCUUGACGGCCCUGUCAGGCUCUGAGGCAGCAUGGCCGGCAGCAGCCUGGUCCUCCCCAUGGUGCUAUGGGGUCACCAGGCCCCUUCCCAUUGCAUCUCCUGCCUGCUCCUGCUGCCCCCAGGCCCCAGUGUGCUCAGUGGAUGCCAGGAUGGACAGCUCUGCCUAUGGGAUCUGGCACCAGGACCGCAGAUCCAACCCAGGGCUCUGCUCUUUGGCCAUUCAUCCUCCAUCACUUGCUUGGCCAAGGCCUCGGCCUCCCAGGACCUGCAGUAUGUGGUCAGCGCCUCGGAGAGCGGGGAAAUGUGUUUAUGGGAUGUCGACGACGGCCGCUGCAUUGAGUUCACCAAGCUAGCCUGCACCCACACAGGGAUCCAGUUCUAUCCCAUUCCCGGCGGAUCCCAAGGGAGGCUCCUUUGCCAUGGCCAUUAUCCCGAAAUCCUGGUCCUGGAUGCAGCCAGCUUGGAAGUGCUGUAUUCCCUAGUAUCCAAGAUCGCUCCCGAUUGGAUCAGCGCCAUGACCAUCCUCCCAUCCCAACGGACACAAGGGGAUACAGUGGUGGCUGUAUCCGUGACUGGUAUCCUGAAGGUCUGGAUUAUGGGAUCGGAAGAGGGACGGAUGCAGGACGCCGGCGAAGAGGAAUCCAAGCCCAUCCAUUGCCAGCAAUGCCGGAGCAUCUCCCUGUGUCCCAGUGCUCCCCAUUCCCUACUGGUCGUGUGCUCCCAGUACUGGCGGGUGCUGGAUGCUGGGGAUUACUCCGUGCUCUGCUCUGUAUCCAGUGGGAAGCAGGUAUGGAGCGGAGGGGAAUUCCUGGAUCCGGAUACAGUCAUUGUAUGGAAUGAGGAUGGGAAUUGCUUCAUCUACAAACUUCCGGCCAGCUGCCUCCCUGCCAGCGCAUCCUUCCGGAUUGACGUCGGGAAAGCCAUGGAAAACCUCAUCCCUCCCACCUUGAUCCACGUGGUCCAGAGAGCCGAGCACGAGCUCCUCAUCUGCCCUCCGGUCACCGGCUUCUUCUCCGGCCUUCUGGAAUCCCAUCCCAACCUCUUGAUCCAAGGCAAUUCCUCGGGAAGACUUUCCCUAUGGAGCAUCCCGGAAAACCUGGACCAACAUGAAGGUAUCCCGCUGGUUGCAUCCCUAUCCCUCCAGGAAGCCUUUGAUUCCCUAAGCCCUCAUCCCGCCGGGAUCAUCGACCAGCUCAGCUGUAUCCCGGCAUUCCCGGAUCCGCUCCGGGUCACUUCCAGUGUCUAUAUCCCGAUCCAUGGAAGUCUGGUGUGUGGUCGGGAAGACGGGAGCAUCGUCAUUGUGCCGGCGACCCAGACGGCUAUGGUGCAGCUGUUGCAAGGGGAACAUGCACUAAGGAGAGGCUGGCCCCCGCACCGCACCCUGCGCGCCCACCGCCACCGCAUCACCUGCCUGCUCUACCCGCACCAGGUGUCCCAGCGCUUCCAUCCCAGCUUCCUGCUUUCCGGAAGUCGGGAUUCCAGUGUUAUCCUAUGGGAUUGGAUCUCGGGAGAGAGGAAGCAGCAGUUCCGGGUGCACGGGGGGGAGGUCAGGCAGCUGCUGGUGCCGCCGGAGACCUGCAGUCCCCGUGUCCAGCAGUGCAUCUGCUCCGUGGCCAGUGACCACUCGGUGGCGCUGCUGAGCCUAAGGGAGCGCAAGUGCAUCCUCUUGGCCUCCAGGCAUCUCUUCCCUGUCCAAGCCAUCAAGUGGCGUCCGGCCGAUGACUUCCUGGUGGUUGGAUGUGAGGAUGGAUCCGUCUAUGUGUGGCAGAUGGAUACGGGCGCCCUGGACCGCUGCGUGAUGGGCCUGACAGCAGUGGAGAUCCUCAAUGCCUGCGAUGAGGCUGUACCUGCAUCCAUGGAUGCCCUGAGCCAUCCUGCUGUUAACCUCAAGCAGGCCAUGACCCGCAGGAGCCUGGCUGCCCUCAAGAACGUGGCCCAUCAGAAGCUGCAGACACUGGCCACCAACCUGCUGGCCCCCGAGGCGGCGGAUAAGUCCCACCUCCCCAAAUCCCCCCCCAAUUCCCUCUCCAUCCAAUCCCUUAAAGCCAACAGCUCCGACCCCGACAUCCACGUCCUCUUCUUCGACGUCGAGGCCUUGAUCCUACAACUCCUAAGCGACGAAGCUUCCCGAUCCCGGAAUCCCAGCUCAUCCCAAGACCCCAUCCCAAAAGCUUCCGGGAUCCUGGAUAAAGGCCCUUCCUUCCUAGCCGCCAAUAGGGCGGCCGUCCUAUUCCAGCAGGUCAAGGAGAGCAUCAAGGAGAACCUAAAGGAACACCUAUUGGAUGAGGAUGAGGAUGAGGAUGGAUCCGUCCGCAGCCGCGAUCCCAAAUCCAAGCCUCUGGAAUCCCAUAUCCCUAUGGAUACAGCCAGGUUGUUCCUCUCCUGCCUCCACGCUUGGGGUCUGGAUCCCAACCUGGAUAGGCUCUGCUUGGAGCGGUUGGGAAUGCUCCGACCCCAUUGCGCUGUCUCCUUCGGGCUCCUAUCCCGCGGGGCCCAUAUGUCCCUAAUGCUACCGGGAUACGCUCGGAAUUCCAUAGGGAAUACCGCAUGGAAGACAUCGGGAACCUAUGGGAUAUCCCGAGCGGUCACCACCCAGCAUCUCCUCUCCAUCAUCUCCUUGGCCAAUACCCUAAUGGGCAUGAGCGAGGCCACGUUCCUUAUGGGACAGCGAGGAGGCUCCAGGUCAUCCCAAGCGGAAUGCUGGCGUUCCAAGGCUCCCCCUGCAUCCCAAGGGAAUGUGGCUGCUCCAUCGGAUGCUGCUCCUGCUCCUUCCCAUCCCUCUUUCCUGGUCAAUGAAGGCUGGAGCCAACUGGCCGCCCUACACUGUGUGAUGCUUCCCGACCUCCUGGAUCCCAUCACAUUCCGACCCCCCCUCUUGGAGAUGCUGGCUCGUCGGUGGCAGGAUCGAUGCUUGGAGGUUCGGGAAGCAGCUCAAGCUUUGCUAUUGGCUGAACUGAGACGUAUGGAGCAGGAUGGGAGGAAGGAAACCAUUGAUGCUUGGGCCCCUUAUCUACCCCAAUACAUGGACACGGUCAUAUCCCCGGGAGUGACCCCGGAAUCCAUCCCAAUGGGAAGCACCAGCCCUGAUCCUAUAGGAUCAGAAGCCAGGAUCCAAGAGGAAGAGCAGGAGCUGGUGGAUGAUGACAUUCCAGCAGGUCUCCUCUCCCAUCCCAAAUCCUAUGAGGAAAGGAGGAAACAAGCCACGGCCAUAGUCCUAUUGGGAGUCAUUGGGGCCGAGUUUGGGGCCGAGCUGGAGCCUCCCAAGCUCCAUUCCCGAUCCCGGAAUUCCAGCCAGAUUCCCGAAGGAUUUGGCUUGACCGGAUCUGGGGCCAACUAUUCCCUAGCCAGGCACACGUGCAAAGCCCUGACCUUCCUGCUCCUCCAGCCGCCCAGCGCCCGGCUCCCGGCGCACAGCACCAUCCGUCGCACGGCCAUCGACCUCAUAGGCCGCGGCUUCACCGUCUGGGAGCCCCACAUGGACGUGUCGGCCGUGCUGCUGGGGCUGCUGGAGCUCUGCGCCGAGGCCGACAGGCACCUGGGGAGCAUCGUCCCAGGCCUCCCCCUGAGCCCCGCGGCCGACUCAGCUCGCUCAGCACGCCACGCUCUGGCCCUCAUCGCCACCGCCCGGCCUCCAGCCUUCAUCACCACCAUUGCCAAGGAGGUCCACAGGCACACGGCCCUGGCGGCCAACGCGCAGUCCCAACAGAGCAUCCACACCUCCAGCCUGGCCAGAGCCAAGGGGGAGAUCCUCAGGGUGCUGGAGAUCCUCAUUGAGAAGAUGCCCACGGAUGUGGUGGAGCUGCUGGUGGAGGUGAUGGACAUCAUCAUGUAUUGCCUUGAGGGAUCCUUAGUCAAGAAGAAAGGACUCCAGGAAUGCUUCCCAGCCAUCUGCAGGUUCUAUAUGGUGAGCUACUAUGAGCGGAGCCAUAGGAUAGCAGUGGGAGCUCGCCAUGGAUCCGUGGCCCUAUAUGAUAUCCGCACUGGGAAGUGCCAGACUAUCCAUGGCCAUAAAGGGCCUAUAACUGCAGUGGCUUUUGCUCCCGAUGGAAGGUACCUGGCUACCUAUUCCAACACGGAUAGUCACCUCUGCUUCUGGCAGAUGAACACAUCCCUAUUGGGCAGCAUUGGAAUGCUGAACUCAGCCCCCCAGCUCCGCUGCGUCAAGACAUUCCAGGUGCCCCCAGUGCAUCCCGGUUCUCCCGGAUCCCAGAAUUCCCUACGGCUGGCACGGCUCAUCUGGACUUCCAAUAGGAAUGUCAUCCUCAUGGCGCAUGAUGGGAAAGAGCAUCGGUUCAUGGUGUAGGGGU
Melopsittacus undulatus (budgerigar) is the source of this 4315-nucleotide messenger RNA. Its product is annotated as WD repeat-containing protein 7. Gene Ontology annotation, molecular function: protein binding. The transcript has 28 exons. Lineage: Eukaryota; Metazoa; Chordata; Aves; Psittaciformes; Psittaculidae. The record is from RefSeq and is a predicted model, not a curated record. The coding region runs from base 40 to 4311 and encodes 1423 amino acids. Gene Ontology annotation, cellular component: cytoplasm.